AUGGGCGAGUACUCGAAAGCACUUUCAUCGUUCGAGCGAUCACUUGAAAUCCGAAAAAUAGCUCUUCCUCCGAAGCAUUCUGAAUUGGCUACUUCCUACGCCAACAUUGGUGUGGCGUAUCAUCACAUGGGCGAGUACUCGAAAGCACUUUCAUCGUACGAACGAGCACUUGAAAUCCAAAAAAUAGCUCUUUCUUCGAAUCAUCCGGACUUGGCUACAUCCUACAACAACAUCGCUUUGGUGUAUGCAAAUAUUGGUGAGUAUUCGAAAGCACUUUCAUCAUACGAACCAUCACUUGAAAUUCGGAGAAUAGCUCUUCCUCCGCGUCAUGUCGACUUCGCUCAAUCCUACAACAACAUCGGUUCGGUGUAUAAGGACAUGGGCGAGUACUCGAAAGCACUUUCAUCGUACGAACAAUCACUUGAAAUCUACAACAUAGCUCUCCCUCCGAAUCAUCCCGACUUAGCCAGUAUCUACAACAACAUCGGUUUGGUGUAUAUGAACAUUGGAGAGUACUCGAAAGCACUUUCAUCGUACGAACGAUCACUUGCAAUCCGGGCAAUAGCUCUUCCUCAGCACCAUGUCGACUUCGCUCAGUCCCACAACAACAUCGGUUCAGUGUAUUAUCAUAUGGGUGAGUAUCCGAAAGCACUUUCAUCGUUCGAACGAGCACUUGAAAUCCAAAAAAUGGCUCUCCCUCCGAAUCAUCCCGAUUUGGCUGGUUCCUACAAUAACAUCGGUAUGGUGUAUAAUAACAUGGGCGAAUACUCAAAAGCACUCUCAUCGCAUGAACGAGCGCUUGAAAUAAAAAAAAAUAGCUCUUCCUCCGAAUCAUCUCGACUUGGCCGCUUCCUACAAUAA
Messenger RNA from Rotaria sordida, 861 nucleotides. NCBI's taxonomy places the organism in Eukaryota, Metazoa, Rotifera, Eurotatoria, Philodinida, Philodinidae. The record is from the annotation of a GenBank genome assembly.